UAACCUCCUAAUUAAACAAUAUUAAGCACUCUCUCUGCUCUCUAGCUACUUUGUUUUUGUGUUUUUGUGUUUUUUUUUUUCGGGCACCAAAUAUGGAGAAAACAGUGAGUGAAGCAUUUGGCUGCCAAGCCAUUUCAGUUGUUCUCUUACUCCUUAUCAUUCUUAACUUGCUCCUUAUCCUACACUUGCUCUCCAGUUUCUGGUAUGUUCUAGUGCCCUUGUUUAUAUGCGUCCUUUGUGAUGUGUUGCAAAUUAUUGUUUGUUCGGAGAGCAGCAAGUGCAAGACCAUCCAAAAAAGAAGUUGCAUUGCCAAGAAACAAGAAGUUAAUUGCCUUCAUGAAAAUGAAAAUGAUGUAGAUGACAAGAAACAGCUGUGUACUGGAGAACUUGGACAGAUGAUGGAGAAACUAGGAACAUUAUUUGAUGCAGAUGGUGGUGAAGUAGUUGAGGGGAGACUUGAGUCAAAGGAGAUAGCUGACUUGUUUGAGGAGGAACCAAGCCUGGAGGAAGUAAAAGAAGCUUUUCAUGUGUUUGAUGAGAAUAAGGACGGGUUCAUUGAUGCAGGGGAGAUAAACGAGGUUCUCUGUGCAUUGGGUUUUGUUGGAGCUUCAGAAGUGGAAUGCAAAAGAAUGAUCAAAGCCUUUGAUCGUAACGGAGAUGGACGAAUAGAUUUCAAUGAAUUUGUUCAACUCAUGGAGAAGAGCUUCUGCUGAGCACAGCAUAAAAUCCUCAAUUAUAUUACCACCCUUUCAUUAGUAUUAGAUAGUGAUCUCGAAUCAACAUUUCGGAAAAAAUGGCUUAGGCCGCUGAUGCCUUUCUUUCUU
This is a messenger RNA of Prunus dulcis (almond), 824 nucleotides long. RefSeq names its product probable calcium-binding protein CML46. The record is from RefSeq and is a predicted model, not a curated record. The transcript has a single exon. NCBI's taxonomy places the organism in Eukaryota, Viridiplantae, Streptophyta, Magnoliopsida, Rosales, Rosaceae. Gene Ontology annotation, molecular function: calcium ion binding. The coding region runs from base 93 to 713 and encodes 206 amino acids.